Molecule: messenger RNA, 2466 nt
Organism: Coregonus clupeaformis (lake whitefish)
Lineage: Eukaryota; Metazoa; Chordata; Actinopteri; Salmoniformes; Salmonidae
Exons: 3
Coding region: 56-2386 (776 amino acids)
Source: RefSeq, a predicted model, not a curated record
CACUGGAUCAUUUUUUCCUGAGGGUCUUCCCUGGCACGGUAAGGCUGCCAGCACUAUGAGAAGGUAUUUUAGGAAGACGUCACCAGUCAAGACAGCCGUGCACACUGAAGAGGAGCCUCACAUCAGAGCCACCCAGGCAGACUGGAAUGAGGGAAAAUCCAGCCAGUCACAGGCCAAACACCAUGAGGCACCCGUCUGGGCCCAGACAGCCAAGGAGCAAAUGAAAAGUGCAUUGAAGCCCCUGGAAUCUCCAGCUAAUAAGGAGCCAACCUUAACAACUGCACCACAAACACCUGGGAGUAGCAACAAGGCAGGAUGGUUUAAUGUACUUGAGAACCAACCCAGGACAAAGUCAGCCCGGCAGAGUGUGAGGGCCCGACAGAUGACACCAGAUGACAGUCUAUUUUAUUUUCUUGAGAAUCUGCACGCUCAGCAAGUUGAAACAAUUGAGGAUAUUGUGACCCGCUUAAUAGGCGAAAUCUACUACGAUGAGACAGGUACCCAACCAGACACCCCCAUUCCUGGCCUGAGUGAAACAGCUUUGGACCUCAUUGAUAAUGUGGUUGAUGAGCUAAAGAACACCCCAAGUGGCCUGUUUGCUUUACAUACAGAUGAGCCUCUGGUCCUCCCAUCUAGUUAUAAACGUCAGGUGGCCAAGAGUGUUCACAAAGAAUUGCUUUCCUGCACUGGUUCCCAAGAAAGCUUAUGGAAGGCUGUAUCCUCGGGCCACAUGGUGAAAGAGAUUGCCAGCUCAAUCUCUCAGGAGGUGUCCAAAGUAACCAGCAAGAUUGGGGCUAUCUAUCACACCAAUAGUGUCAAUCACACUGAUAGUCCAAUCUCACCCGGCCCCAGAACGGACACGAAUGCUUCUUGGGUGUCCUGUGCAGCCUCAGACAUCUCUGAAGAUCUUGUCCUCAGAAUCCUAGACUUCAUAUCAUACUGUCGGUCACCAGACAGCACCUGGAAUGGGCCACAGAGCCGAUGCUCCACUGACAUGACCGGAGAUCUCAUGGAUGCAGUCAUGGUGGAGCUCUUCACUAACACAGCCAUGCUGACGACUCCAGAAUAUGAGCACCAGCAACAAUGGGGCAAACCCUCCCUUACAGAUCUGGAGAAAGCUGCCAGAUUAGUGUAUGAGAAGAUGGUGAAGGAAACUGGCUCAGCUGAGGCAUUGCAAGACGCUCUCAAGCUCAGAAGGAAGCUUGUAGUCACAGCACUGGCUGAUGUAGUGGCAAAGCAAGUGUACAAGCACUUCUCAGAACAGGAGUCAGACUCCACAUAUCUCCCAGACCAAACCAGCCACAAAGAUGACUGCCCUGUUACGAGCCACAGUAACAGACAGCUCACACCUGAGCUUGCUGCUGUUCAAUCUGCCAGUGAGUGCAUAGUGAACUGCAAGGCUGUGUGGGAGAUCAUCUCCAGACUGCUGCAGGAGAUUUCUCCUAACGUGCCCAUGGAAGAGAAGCGCCACCUUUAUGCUCAGGAUCUUUUUCAUUGUGCUAUAAAUCAACUGUCUGAGUCUCCAGGGGUAACAAUAUGUGCUGAUGAGACUAUCUGUGACGUCUGCCGCCAUCCACAGGUCAUUGAGUUAAUCCGCGGCCGUGUUCUGGAGUGCCUGCAAUUUCAGAUGAACCUCAUGGGCUACAACUUAAGCUCUGCCCUGGAUGCCCAAGAUGAGGCUCUCAGCUACUUCAUUGUUGCUCACCUUGUGCAAGAGACCCUGCUGUUGAUCUCAAGUCAGACCAAUGGCAGCUCCCCUGAAGUAGACUCAGGUUCCCACCAUCAACCUGAGAGUCAAACACCACUAUAUGUAGUGAGCAGCAAAGUAAAUUAUGAAGAUUGGCCCACUUGUCAGUCAAAAAUCACUGUACCAAAGGGCCAUUCCACAAUUUCUGCAACCAAAGGCUUGUCACCUAGGGCUUGCCUUUCCACUGUUUCUGCAACCAAGGGCCUAUCACAGAUGCCAGGUCAAACGCCACCAUAUGUAGUGAGCAGCAAAGUAAAUUAUGAAGAAUGGCCCACGUGGCAGUCAAACAUCACUGUAUCAAAGGGCCUUUCCACCAUUUCUGCAACCAAGGGCUUGUCACCAAGGGCUUGCCUUUCCACUGUUUCUGCAACAAAGGGCCUAUCACAGAUGCCAGGUCAAACAUACACUGGCAAAAGGGGGCCCACAGUCCUGAGUGUGAAAAUAAAAAAGCACUCGCACAGAGGAAUUCAUAUCACACCGUCAGAAAGGAUAAUUCGGUUGAAGGAGAUGCAGAGGGAGUCAUCUUCUGAGGUCUCAUCAGUGGAGAUGACGUCUGAAAGCCAUGGACACAGAAGAGGAGGUUUUGGAUGGUUCCUCUCUAAGCUGAUGUGCGCUGAAGACAUCCACUGGUUUGAGUAAUGUUUGAGUGUAACCAAACAUUCAAACCCAAGCUGAAUGACUAAUACAAGUUGAAGGGUGGAGGAAUGUCAAUAAAUCAA